AUGUCGCGAUACACUGCUGCUCACCAGUGGGACGCAUUGGCCGGCCCGGGCGAUGCGCGCCCUACCGCCGAGCAAAUCAUCAAGGACCUGGGUGCCAAAAACACUCUUGCCUCUAAGAUCAUCCUCAUCACCGGCGUGUCCUCUGGCAUCGGCGCGGCCACUGCUGCUGCAUUGGCCGCCACCGGUGCCACCAUCGUCGGCGCCGGUCGGAGCAUCCCCAAGGCCAAGGCCGCGCUGUCCGCCAUUGCCAACUACCCGCGCCUGCAUCUCCUGCAGCUGGACCUCGCAUCGAGCGCCAGCAUCAAAAAGUUUGCGUCUGACUUUCUGCAGCAAUUCCACGGGCUCAACAUCCUCAUCAACAACGCCGGCGGCAUCCUGGCCGAGCACAGCAUCAGCGAGGAUGGCGUCGAGCGCCAGUGCGCCAUGAACUACCUCGGUCAGUUCCAGCUCUUUGGCCUGCUCAAGGACGCGCUCCUGGCGUCCGCGACCGCCGGCUUCCCGAGCCGGGUCGUCAACGUCAGCAGCACCGGACACAAGCGCGCGCCCCUGCAGGACGACCUCGGCGGCUUCUUCCACGUCGGCAAGGAAGAGUACGACCCCAUGCGCGCAUACUGCCGGGCCAAGACAGCCUCGGUGUACAUGGCCGGCGAGAUUGAGCGCCGCUACGGCGCCCGCGACCUCCACGCCUGGAGCGUGCACCCGGGCGCGAUCCUCGCGUCCGCGUUCCUCGACAGCAGCGGCUUCGACCAGGCCACGGUGGACCAGCUCCUGGACCUGUGGCCGGAAAAGUACUUCAAGUCCAACGAGCAGGGCGCCGCGACGCAGGUGUGGGCGGCCGUCGGCGCCGACGUCUUGCAAAAGGACGCCCUGGGCAGGUAUCUGGAGGAUGUGUCUGUUGCCGUGCCGGCCGGGGAGACGCCUUGGCCGGAGGUUCUGGGGUACGCGGAGCACACGUACGAUGAGGGAAAAGCUGCGCGCCUGUGGGAAUUGAGUGAGGAGAAGCUGGCUCACGUAUAA
Akanthomyces muscarius is the source of this 1017-nucleotide messenger RNA. RefSeq lists its product as uncharacterized. The coding region runs from base 1 to 1017 and encodes 338 amino acids. The transcript has a single exon. The record is from RefSeq and is a predicted model, not a curated record. Lineage: Eukaryota; Fungi; Ascomycota; Sordariomycetes; Hypocreales; Cordycipitaceae.